UGCAGUGCAAGCCGGCCAGCUGAGGAAACCGCACUGUUCCGUUCACUGCUGCACUCUGCUGCCCUGCAAUGUUUGUUGUACAACGCCGUGCUUCUUCUGCUGCGAGUGCUGCUUUUGCCCAAAGCUGCGCCCCCCCUGCAUUUGCUCUCCCCUGACCCGCUUGCCUCCCUCAUCUGUGUCUCCUCCUCUCCUCUUCCUGUCUUACUCGAGAGGACAUCCUCCCACUCCCAGAACACCACCUCCAUUUAAUCGGGAUCCUCAAGUGCUCUUCUUGCUCGCCUCCAUUUGUUGCAGUUUUCUUGCACUCCUUCGCCGUGUCCUAGCACAAACCACUCACGCUGCUCGUCUCCUUGCCCAUUUCUUCGUCCUCGCUAAGCAAGAACUCGUUUCUAGCUUGAUCCAUCCGAGCAAAGGCGGGGCAGAGCAUUCGAGUUUUCCGCCUAUCGCAGCUAGCCGCCAUGAUCACGGCAUUGGACCUGUACCACGUGCUCACGGCGGUGGUGCCGCUCUACGUGGCCAUGACGCUGGCCUACGGCUCCGUCCGCUGGUGGCGCAUCUUCACCCCCGAUCAGUGCUCCGGCAUCAACCGCUUCGUCGCGCUCUUCGCCGUUCCGCUCCUCUCCUUCCACUUCAUCUCCACCAACAACCCCUUCGCCAUGAACCUCCGCUUCCUCGCCGCCGACACCCUCCAGAAGCUCAUCGUCCUCGCCCUCCUCACCCUCGCCUCCCGCCUCUACCCACGCCGCGCGUCUCUGGACUGGGUCAUCACCCUCUUCUCCCUCUCCACGCUCCCCAACACCCUCGUCAUGGGCAUCCCGCUGCUCAGGGGCAUGUACGGCGCAGAUUCCGGCACGCUCAUGGUGCAGGUCGUCGUCCUCCAGUGCAUCAUCUGGUACACGCUCAUGCUCUUCCUCUUCGAGUACCGCGCCGCGCGGAUGCUCGUCAUGGAUCAGUUCCCGGACACCGCCGCGUCCAUCGUCUCCUUCCGCGUCGACUCGGACGUCGUCUCCCUCGCCAAGGGUGAGCUGGAGGCGGAGGCUGAGGUCGCGGAGGACGGCCGGAUGCGGGUCACCGUGCGCAAGUCCACGAGCUCGCGGUCGGAGGCCGCGUGCUCGCACUCCCACUCCCACUCGCAGUCCAUGCAGCCGCGGGUGUCCAACCUCUCCGGGGUGGAGAUUUACUCGCUGCAGUCGUCGCGGAACCCCACGCCACGGGGAUCCAGCUUCAACCACGCCGAGUUCUUCAACAUCGCGGGAGGCGGCAAGGGAGGAGACGAGGAGAAGGGCGCCGGGACCGCGACCGGGACCGGGACCGGGGCCCAUUCGCCACAGCUGCAGUCUGUGACGGCGAAGAGGAAUGACCUGCACAUGUUCGUUUGGAGCUCCAGCGCCUCGCCAGUGUCGGAGCGCGCCGGCGCCGGCGCGGUGCAUGUCUUCGGCGCCGGCGCCGACCAUGGCGACGUCCUCGCCAAAGGAGCCCAGGCUUACGAUGAGUAUGGCCGUGACGAUUUCGGCAGGAACAAGAACGGGAACGGUGCUGAGAAGGGUGGGCCGACCCUGUCCAAGCUCGGGUCCAACUCGACCGCCCAGCUCUACCCCAAGGACGACGGCGAGGAGAGGCCGGCCGCGAUGCCGCCGGCGAGCGUGAUGACGAGGCUCAUCCUCAUCAUGGUCUGGAGGAAGCUGAUCAGGAACCCCAACACUUAUUCCAGCCUCAUUGGUGUCAUCUGGUCCCUAGUCUCAUACAGGUGGGGGAUUGAAAUGCCCGCAAUCAUCGCCCGGUCGAUCGCAAUCCUGUCGGAUGCAGGGCUUGGGAUGGCCAUGUUCAGUCUAGGCUUGUUCAUGGCGUUGCAGCCGCGGAUCAUUGCCUGUGGGAACACCCUUGCUGCAUUUUCCAUGGCCGUCCGGUUCCUCAUGGGUCCGGCUGUCAUGGCUGCCGCCUCCAUUGCUGUCGGGCUGCGCGGAGUUCUUCUGCACAUUGCCAUUGUUCAGGCUGCUCUACCUCAAGGGAUCGUGCCGUUUGUGUUUGCUAAGGAGUACAACGUUCAUCCUGACAUACUGAGCACAGCCGUGAUCUUCGGAAUGCUGAUUGCUUUACCCAUCACCCUUGUCUACUACAUUCUGCUGGGGCUCUAAGCUCUCACAUCUCAAGGGUGCAAAUCCAUGACUGUUGCUCCUUUUUGUUUGGAUGAUCCUACUAGGAACUAGGAUCAUAGGUCAGUAGUAGAUAAUCCUUCAACUGAUAGUAAUAGCAUCUCUGGUGUCUAGGUGAUAGCGAAUUCAGAUUGAAGAAUUAGAAUUCUGAUGAGCAAUAGUAUUUAGAAACAAAAUGGAUAUUUGCAAUGGCAAUCAUCUAAUCUGUAAGGCAUUGUUAACCUCGUUGAUUGGAUCGAUUAUGAUUCAGUAAAAUUUCAUCUUCCCUCUAUGUUUUUGUGUAUACCAUGACUUUAAGUCAUACAGUGCUUUCUGAAGGAGCUGGAGUUAAGGUACUGUAUUCGGCGAAUUGCUGACAUAC
Messenger RNA from Phragmites australis (common reed), 2514 nucleotides. RefSeq names its product probable auxin efflux carrier component 1b. Gene Ontology annotation, biological process: auxin polar transport; auxin export across the plasma membrane. Gene Ontology annotation, molecular function: auxin efflux transmembrane transporter activity. The record is from RefSeq and is a predicted model, not a curated record. The transcript has 6 exons. Gene Ontology annotation, cellular component: endoplasmic reticulum; plasma membrane. NCBI's taxonomy places the organism in Eukaryota, Viridiplantae, Streptophyta, Magnoliopsida, Poales, Poaceae. Bases 459 to 2135 code for a protein of 558 amino acids.